AAACGAUAUGCGAUGAUACUUAUUACCGUUUGCAAAAGUCGUGUGGGAAGAUAUAUAAGUUUGUUAAAAAAAUCGAGGGAGACGCUCGCAGGGCCGGACACACUGUGAGCAUCACCGUAGCUAAAGCAGGAUACAUUCGGGGCUGAUGCGAGAGUCGCAAGAGUCGCAGAGGUGGUGCACCAAGAUAGUCACCAAACGGGGUUGGAUCUACUCUCCUCCCUCGUGGUUGCUCUCUCUGGGAGGGGAGAACCAAAUGGAUCACGACGAGCAGCAGGUACCUCCCCAGCAGAGGGUCAUCGGGUACUGGAUAAACGAGAAGAAGAGGCUCAAGUACAACUGGGAUGAGUUUCGCGAGAUCUGCGCUAGGGAGGGAUUCGCCGUGAAGAUGAUAAACAUCGAGACUAAUUUAGAUUCUCAGGGACCAAUUCACGUAUUUUUCUACAAACUUACUGACAUACUAGCUCACGCAGAAGAUGGUAAUAAGCACGCUAAAGUCAUCGUCACCAGAUUGCAAGAUUACAUUCGAAAGCAUCCAGAACUGAUUGUCAUAGAUCCUUUUGAAAACGUUCAAAAUUUGCGCAAUCGCUUCAAAUCCUAUGAAAUGAUACAAAAUGGUCUACAGAACGACGAUGAUAUCUUCAUUCCAAAUUUUGUUGAAGUCAAAACAAAAAAUACGAAUGAGAUAAUGAACACAUUCAAAGAAAAUGGAAUAAAGUUUCCGUGUGUCUGUAAGCCUCUGAUAGCUCAAGGAUCAAGUGAUGCACACAAGAUGAUGGUGAUUUUUAAUGAACAAGGAUUGGCAGAUUGUCAGCUUCCUUGUGUCGCUCAGAAUUUCAUCAAUCACAAUGCCAUUUUGUACAAAGUAUAUGUAGUUUCGGAUCAUUUUUGCUUCGUUGAAAGACCUAGCUUCAAGAACUUUUAUGCAAAAGACUGUGAAUUGAUGAACACUAUUUUUUUUAAUUCUCACGAUAUUUCAAAAAGUGGUUCAAAUUCCAAAUGGUCCAUCAUUUCAGAGCAAGAAAAAAAUUUCACCAUAAAACCAAAAUACGAAGUUUUUGAGAAGAUCGUCAAAAAGAUAGAAAAUAUUUUCGAGCUACUUCUGGUCGGGGUAGACGUCGUAAUAGAAAACCACACGGGGAAAUACGCCAUUAUUGAUGUCAAUGCUUUUCCGGGCUAUGACGGCUAUCCAAAUUUUUUUUGUGACUUGAUAGGAAGCAUAAAAAAAGUCUUAAAUGACAAAUUGCCCUCACAAAAUAAUGAUAGAAGUCCAACUUUAAAGAAAUGCCUUAGCGACGAUCUUGACUCUGGUUUUGAAAGUGACGAGAAAAAAAAGCUGUCAAUGUUGUAACAAUGAAAGUAAGAUGUGUCGUACAACGUUGUUUUUUUAAAAGAACAAGAAAGUUAUUUUGGGUAUAUUUUUUUAAUGCUGUUGAAAUAUUUUAUUUAUAUUGUUGCACAUCUUUUUUUGUACUUAACUGAGAAAUUUGUUCAAUACUCAAUGUGUAUAUAAAACCGAAUAUUUAAAACUUUUGUACAUAUUACGAGAUGCUUGAAUUAUUUUUAUUUAAUUAAGUAAGCGUCUGUUCAUGCUUUCAUUGCUGGCAAUGGACAUGGCAUGUAUUAACAAGAAAUCAAUCCAGUUUUUCAAGUUUACACUUGUUUUAUUUUUUAGUAAAUUUUUCUAAGAUGAAAUGAUAUGCAAUAACUUUGUUAAUUUUAUCAUGCUAAUUUGAUUUUGUUUGAAUGUAAUUCGUUAUAGGCAAUAUGCAGCGAAAAACGAAUAAUGGUUUAUUAUCACAUUGGAUGUGCAAAAAUAAUUUAUGCAGCAAAAUUUUCCUGCAUAAUUUUCUAGUUAAGAGUUAUUCAGUUUGGAAAUUAAUAUAUAAAUGAAUAAUUUAUUUCAACGUUACGUUCCUAGUAAUGGUUAGACUUGCUGAGUAUAUAAAUGAUUUUUGGUUUAUCA
This is a messenger RNA of Copidosoma floridanum, 1963 nucleotides long. Its product is annotated as inositol-tetrakisphosphate 1-kinase. Gene Ontology annotation, molecular function: ATP binding; magnesium ion binding; inositol-1,3,4-trisphosphate 6-kinase activity. NCBI's taxonomy places the organism in Eukaryota, Metazoa, Arthropoda, Insecta, Hymenoptera, Encyrtidae. The record is from RefSeq and is a predicted model, not a curated record. Gene Ontology annotation, cellular component: cytoplasm. Gene Ontology annotation, biological process: inositol trisphosphate metabolic process.